Molecule: messenger RNA, 5074 nt
Organism: Cyprinus carpio (common carp)
Lineage: Eukaryota; Metazoa; Chordata; Actinopteri; Cypriniformes; Cyprinidae
Product: zinc finger protein 385C
Exons: 10
Coding region: 440-1828 (462 amino acids)
Cellular component (GO): nucleus
Molecular function (GO): nucleic acid binding; zinc ion binding
Source: RefSeq, a predicted model, not a curated record
CGAUCAUGCUCUCUCUCCCUCCUCCUCCUCCUCCCGUUCCCCGUCGAGGGCGCGCAGAUCAGCGGAGUACUGCGCGCGUGAGUGGCGAGCGUGUCUAACGUUUCUCCUGACAUAUCAACUCCAGGACCAGAAACAAGAGUGAGACUCAUCGACGAGUGAGAAAUCUGAGGGGAAAAGACACAUUUCAAACUGUCGGAGAGUAUUUAUCAACCGUUCUGCAUUUUCCUGUGCUGAUUUAUUUAUUUAUUUAUUUCUUCUUUUGGUUGGUUUCUUUUUGGAAACCAGGAUACCUUUCAGAACAUGCUGAUCGUUGUCGUGGCAGCGCCCCAGCCCAUGUGUUUGUAAGUGUGCGGAAUGCGGUAAUACCAUCCUCUUUUGCCAGCCGCAUUACUACAGCACCCUCUAGGAAGGCCACACCGAAACACUGCAAACUCAAUGUAUGGCUGCUCAGGGGAGCCCCCUGCUGGCCUCAUUACCGGUGCAGGGUCGCCCGCUGCAGACCCCUCUGGACCUGAAACACUUCCUGCCCUUCCGGCUCAGUGGCUCCUCCCCCCUCAACCUGUUCCCCAACUUCAACACUAUGGACCCGGUGCAGAAGGCUGUGAUAAACCAUACGUUUGGUGUUCCUCAGUCCCUGAAGAAAAAACAGGUCAUCUCAUGCAAUAUCUGCCACCUGCGCUUCAACUCCACGAAUCAGGCUGAGGCUCAUUAUAAAGGCCACAAACAUGCUCGUAAGCUGAAGGCAUUAGAGGCUCAGAAGAACAAACAGCAGAGACGACAACUCGAAAAUGCGCAUCACAACCGAGACAGAGAGAAGGACCGAGAGAGGGACAGGGAGAGAGACAGCAGCAGAGUGAAAACGAGCGCUCCGGAUCCACUUCCUGCCCUGCUGGAUGACACCACCAUGGAGGAAACUGCUGUCUGUGACUCAGAUCCUGUGCUGAGGGUGGAUGAUGCUCACUCUAGUUCGGUGGUCCUGACACCUAUAUCAGAGGUCUCGUCUGCAGACCUGUCUGUCUCCUCCCCUCACUUCCAGAACCCGGAGGGUCUGCUGGAACCCACCGGUGCCUCCCUAACCAGCGAGACAGCAGCUCAGCAGGACAACCCUACGGGGGACACACCGGCAGAGAAGGACCCCAAAAAGGCCAAACAACAUCUGCAUUGCCCCAUCUGCAAAGUCACAGUCAACUCCACCAUUCAGAUGGAUGCUCACAAUAGUGGCACCAAACAUAAACUAACGAUGGAAGGACAGAGUGUGUUGCCACGACGACGAGGGAAGACACUGUCAUCCCGCCCCUCAUGUAAAAGCAAGAGAUUGGCCAGUAAGGGGAGUGUGGGCGUGGCCAGCAAGAGCUUCUACUGUGAAGUUUGCGAGAUCCAUGUUAACUCUGAGACUCAACUCAGCCAGCAUAUGAACAGUCGAAGGCAUAAGGAUAGACUGGCUGGGAAGCCCCCGAAGCCCAAGUUCAACCCUCAUGCCAAGAGUCAGCCUACCUCAGCAGCCUCGCAGGGUGUCAGAUGGAACAGUUAUGCGGGAGGCGCAGUGUCUGCUCUGAAGAAAGUUAUCAACCAAUGCAAUCUCUCCUCUCUGUCCUCACAGACUAAACUGGCUCUACAGAAGCAACUGACUAAAAAUUUGACCGCCAGCUUCCUUCCCACCCACAUAACUCCACCCACCCUCUGCACAGUCACAGCCAAUCCUCUCGCACUGCGACACCCACCGGGCACUACUUUCAUUCAGACGCCGAUCCUCGGCCCUGCCCUCUUUAGGCCAGCGCCCGGACCUCUGAGAGCAACACACACUCCCAUCAUAUUUUCCCCUUAUUGAUCACCUCGAAACAAAGCAAGCACGCUCUCACAACAAGGGCCCACAUUCACGUGAUUUAGUCUUACGAUCCGUUCUCAGUACAGACAGUCUCUGUGCAAACUUCGUCCGUGCUCCCGCUCUCUCCAAGCUGUAUACACUUAAUAUAUAAACACAAACACACACUCCCGUAGUGUUCCCUGUCCUCCUCAAAAACUGUGACUCUGAGAGAGUCACUCUUGAACUAUGCAGAAAAGGGAGAGAGAGUGUGUGAGAGAGAGAGAGAGAGAGAGAGAGAGAGAGAUAGAGACCAAGACCAUAUAUGGGAAUAUGGGCGGGGCCUCAUUGAUAACACCAGCCCACUAUGCAGAUGAACGCUUAAAUGACAGGACAAGACUGAGAAAGGAGUGAAAGAGCUAUAAGAAGCAUAUUUAGUUUUGCUUUAUGAGAUAUUUAUCAUUAUACAGAUAUUAAUCAGGUUUUUAUUCUAUAAUUUAUUAGAGGAAAGAUAAUUUUAGAGACCUAUAACUGCGUUAGCUGUUUGUUUAGUGAGGAAAUGCAAACAUCCCUUUACUUGAUGCUUUUAUUUUUAAGUAUUUUAAAUUGUUAUUAGUCUGUUUUCUUGUCGUUCCACAUGGAUAUAUUGCCGUUGGUCUGUGUAUUCGCACACAUUUUGAGUAACCUCAUCUGACCGGCUUUUGUUUUAAACACAAAGCUCAUUGGUCUGUCAGUUUACAGAUGCCAAGGCUUUCUGUCAUGGGUAAUCACAGAAUAACACAGAGUACCAGUCUAAUAUACGAACUUGACAGUUUGGUAGCAAGGCAACACACACACACACACACACACACACUCGCUCCCAAUCAGUGUCGUAAUUUUCUCAGUGUUGAUGCAUAGAUUAGAUGAUUUGAGAUUGCAGAUGCACACACACACACACACACACAACCUCAGAUGAGAUGAUUACGGUUCAGUCACAGUUUGACGUGGCCUUUUAUGUCUGCAUAUUUCACUCUCAGUAUUUCCUCAUUACGGCCUGACAAAGGUCAGUGUGCCUGUCAAAAAUCUGUCCGCAUCCCAUCUUGAUUAAGAUCUUAAACCUCACCAUGUUAUUUGCUUGUGUGUGUGUGUGUGUGUGUGUGUGUGUGUUUGAUCCAAAACCUGUCAUGAGUUCAUUACUCUUGAUCUUAUUCAGAAUAACAUUUUCGAUUCUGGAAGCAUCAUUGAUUUAUUUGCACAGAGGAGCCAUUGCCAAAACAUAAUAAUCAUAAUGGCGGUGACUGAAAAUACAUCAGUACUGUUAAAAUGAGGAUGCAGGUGGAAUUCAAGAUUACACGUGAAUAGCAACGUGUUAAAUUUCAGAUAUAUUCAACUCUCCUGCUACAAGUAUAUACAAGUAUUCCUGUCAGUCUGAACAAUGUCACAUCGCUUUGCCCCAGAUGGUUUUGGAUGGACUAAGACUGAUCUUCUGUCUUCAGACAUGUAGAAUUAGACAUUACUGUUGAGUCUAUGUAGUUUGAUUGGAACCAUUUUUCAUCUGAUUUUUUUUUUUAAACCUGCCCUAGCAUACAGAGCUUUUUGUAAAUAUUUUAUGAAUACAGCUUUUAAAAGUGAAUCAUUAACAUUUAUAAUAUAUACAGUUAGAGUAAAUAUGUAGAAUUUUAUGAGAUGUUUAAUGUAGAUUCUUUAUCUGAUUAUUGUAAUUAAUGUGAUAAUAAGAACGAGCUCUACUUGAAGUUAUUACUUUUUGUCACCAUUUCCACAGAUACAUGCAUACUGAAAUAAGGAGAUAAUCUAAUGCGAAGUAGAUAAGAUUAUGUAGUUUUUACGUCAAAUUGUAAAUCAAAGUGCUUGUGAGAGAACGAAGGUGAUGGAAUAUAAGAAAUAUUGCUAAAAACGGGCUGAGACUCCAGAGCCUGGAGUCAUGGGUGAGUCUCAAGCCCACUCAGGGCUCCUGAUUUUCAGAGAACGGUUUGCCCUUGAGGGAAUGAAGCCUGGGGCCUUGAACAGAGCUAACUAUCAACAGCCAUAUUGACACUUCAAGAGGCACAACAUGGACAAAUUCUGCAUUUUUUUUCUGAGGACACUUUAGAACAAGGACUUUGCUUGGACAUGAAUCAAAUAUCUUAGUUGUGUGUGUGUGAGUGUGUGUGUGUUUUGAUAACUCCCAAACGUCAAACUGUUCUCCAUAAGUUCCAAGAAAGGACAACCAGUGAAUGAGAAAUAACACUGGUCCAUCAGUGGGAUACCUUCAUGCUUUCUUGAGGCACAAGAAGAUGUAACCGCACCAUUCCUAUUUGUGUCGUCCUCAUGAGGUCCAUACAGCUGAUAUGGCUGAUUAUGAUACAUAUGACUGACGGUCUCUGGUAGGUGGCUGAUUACACAUGGUGUCCAAAAGUAACCGUUCCAGAAUAUCUUUAAGGUUGUUUGUUGGGGUUUUAUGUUGCUUUCUCAGUUCAGUGAAAUUCAAUCUUUAAGCAAUAAUGACGGAAACUGGAACCUUUUUAAGAAAACUGAAGAUUACUCUGUUUCUUUCUCUCUCUCUACUGUUUGUGUACAUGUUUCUUUCCUCGUUCUCUUAAUGUUGUGAGUGCUCUUAAUAGUGUGCACAGUGUUCCUAUGCCAAUCUGGAGGACAUUGGAAAGCUUGCAUUUCUCUCCCUUUAUUUUACACAGCGAUGAAAUCUGUUUGUCACAGGACAGUCAUGAUAAUGUCCAUUGCCAGCAGUGACCAGACAGUGGAUGGCAUUUCUGAUUUCUUCCAUGUUGGGUUUGAGCUAAUUUGACUAUUCGAUUCAUACGUCCUGCUCCAGUUUGACUGCCUUGUGCCAAAAUAUAUACUCAUAAAUUCCUAAAUGCCAAAUUUUUUUCUUCAAUAAUCCGAUAGACUGCACAUACAACCUAGGAGAGUGAAAAUCAGAAAGCACAAAAAAAUUAUGAAGCCUCAUGUGUACGUGUGCGUGUAAACUGAAAAAUAUAUGAAUUGUGUCCAGUGUUUCUGGAAGAUACAGAUUUCAAUAACGCUUCAAAGGGACAUGGCCAGUAUUAAGUAAUUUAAAUAACGACAGACGUAUAUGUUAUUUGUUCUCUGUGCUCAAUACAUUUCUGUCUGUGAUUGAUCUGAACUGUCUGCUGAGACAAAGGAAAACGUAUUUUCAUAGGAUUUUGCGUCUUGGUUUUCUGACAAAUGUGCUGUUUCUCUGUACAGGGUAUGUAUGAAAGCGUGAAAACGAAAUAAAGCAGAGAGAGAGAGAGAAAUAAAUCGAUCAGACUUCCA